Closterium sp. Naga37s-1 is the source of this 6765-nucleotide messenger RNA. The record is from the annotation of a GenBank genome assembly. Lineage: Eukaryota; Viridiplantae; Streptophyta; Zygnematophyceae; Desmidiales; Closteriaceae.
AUGUCAUUCUCCCUUCCCCCCUGCUACCCCUUUCAUUCUCCCUUCCCCCCUGCUACCCCUUUCAUUCUCCCUUCCCCCCUGCUACCCCUUUCAUUCUCCCUUCCCCCUGCUACCCCUUUCAUUCUCCCUUUCCCCCUGCUACCCCUUUCAUUCUCCCUUUCCCCCUGCUACCCCUUUCAUUCUCCCUUUCCCCCUGCUACCCCUUUCAUUCUCCCUUCCCCCCUGCUACCCCUUUCAUUCUCCCUUCCCCCCUGCUACCCCUUUCAUUCUCCCUUCCCCCCUGCUACCCCUUUCAUUCUCCCUUUCCCCCUGCUACCCCUUUCAUUCUCCCUUCCCCCCUGCUACCCCUUUCAUUCUCCCUUCCCCCCUGCUACCCCUUUCAUUCUCCCUUCCCCCCUGCUACCCCUUUCAUUCUCCCUUCCCCCCUGCUACCCCUUUCAUUCUCCCUUCCCCCCUGCUACCCCUUUCAUUCUCCCUUUCCCCCUGCUACCCCUUUCAUUCUCCCUUUCCCCCUGCUACCCCUUUCAUUCUCCCUUUCCCCCCUGCUACCCCUUUCAUUCUCCCUUCCCCCCUGCUAGCCCUAAUUCUCCCUCCCCUGCUACCCCUUUCAUUCUCCCUUCCCCCCUGCUACCCCUUUCAUUCUCCCUUUCCCCCUGCUACCCCCUUUCAUUCUCCCUUCCCCCAUGCUACCCCUUUCAUUCUCCCUUCCCCCCUGCUACCCCUUUCAUUCUCCCUUCCCCCCUGCUACCCCUUUCAUUCUCCCUUCCCCCCUGCUACCCCUUUCAUUCUCCCUUCCCCCCUGCUACCCCUUUCAUUCUCCCUUCCCCCUGCUACCCCUUUCAUUCUCCCUUUCCCCCUGCUACCCCUUUCAUUCUCCCUUUCCCCCUGCUACCCCUUUCAUUCUCCCUUCCCCCCUGCUACCCCUUUCAUUCUCCCUUCCCCCCUGCUACCCCUUUCAUUCUCCCUUUCCCCCUGCUACCCCUUUCAUUCUCCCUUUCCCCCUGCUACCCCUUUCAUUCUCCCUUCCCCCCCUGCUACCCCUUUCAUUCUCCUUCCCCCCUGCUACCCCUUUCAUUCUCCCUUCCCCCCUGCUACCCCUUUCAUUCUCCCUUUCCCCCUGCUACCCCUUUCAUUCUCCCUUCCCCCCUGCUACCCCUUUCAUUCUCCCUUCCCCCCUGCUACCCCUUUCAUUCUCCCUUCCCCCCUGCUACCCCUUUCAUUCUCCCUUUCCCCCCUGCUACCCCUUUCAUUCUCCCUUUCCCCCUGCUACCCCUUUCAUUCUCCCUUCCCCCUGCUACCCCUUUCAUUCUCCCUUCCCCCCUGCUACCCCUUUCAUUCUCCCUUCCCCCCUGCUACCCCUUUCAUUCUCCCUUCCCCCUGCUACCCCUUUCAUUCUCCCUUUCCCCCUGCUACCCCUUUCAUUCUCCCUUCCCCCUGCUACCCCUUUCAUUCUCCCUUCCCCCUGCUACCCCUUUCAUUCUCCCUUCCCCCCUGCUACCCCUUUCAUUCUCCCUUUCCCCCUGCUACCCCUUUCAUUCUCCCUUUCCCCCUGCUACCCCUUUCAUUCUCCCUUCCCCCCUGCUACCCCUUUCAUUCUCCCUUCCCCCCUGCUACCCCUUUCAUUCUCCCUUCCCCCCUGCUACCCCUUUCAUUCUCCCUUCCCCCCUGCUACCCCUUUCAUUCUCCCUUCCCCCCUGCUACCCCUUUCAUUCUCCCUUCCCCCCUGCUACCCCUUUCAUUCUCCCUUCCCCCUGCUACCCCUUUCAUUCUCCCUUUCCCCCCUGCUACCCCUUUCAUUCUCCCUUCCCCCCUGCUACCCCUUUCAUUCUCCCUUCCCCCCUGCUACCCCUUUCAUUCUCCCUUCCCCCCUGCUACCCCUUUCAUUCUCCCUUCCCCCCUGCUACCCCUUUCAUUCUCCCUUCCCCCCUGCUACCCCUUUCAUUCUCCCUUUCCCCCUGCUACCCCUUUCAUUCUCCCUUCCCCCCUGCUACCCCUUUCAUUCUCCCUUCCCCCCUGCUACCCCUUUCAUUCUCCCUUCCCCCCUGCUACCCUUUCAUUCUCCCUUCCCCCCUGCUACCCCUUUCAUUCUCCCUUCCCCCCUGCUACCCCUUUCAUUCUCCCUUCCCCCCUGCUACCCCUUUCAUUCUCUCUUCCCCCCUGCUACCCCUUUCAUUCUCCCUUCCCCCCUGCUACCCCUUUCAUUCUCCCUUCCCCCCUGCUACCCCUUUCAUUCUCCCUUCCCCCCUGCUACCCCUUUCAUUCUCCCUUCCCCCUGCUACCCCUUUCAUUCUCCCUUCCCCCCUGCUACCCCUUUCAUUCUCCCUUCCCCCCUGCUACCCCUUUCAUUCUCCCUUCCCCCCUGCUACCCCUUUCAUUCUCCCUUCCCCCCUGCUACCCCUUUCAUUCUCCCUUCCCCCUGCUACCCCUUUCAUUCUCCCUUCCCCCCUGCUACCCCUUUCAUUCUCCCUUCCCCCCUGCUACCCCUUUCAUUCUCCCUUUCCCCCUGCUACCCCUUUCAUUCUCCCUUUCCCCCUGCUACCCCUUUCAUUCUCCCUUCCCCCCUGCUACCCCUUUCAUUCUCCCUUCCCCCCUGCUACCCCUUUCAUUCUCCCUUUCCCCCUGCUACCCCUUUCAUUCUCCCUUCCCCCUGCUACACCUUUCAUUCUCCCUUCCCCCCUGCUACCCCUUUCAUUCUCCCUUCCCCCCUGCUACCCCUUUCAUUCUCCCUUCCCCCCUGCUACCCCUUUCAUUCUCCCUUCCCCCCUGCUACCCCUUUCAUUCUCCCUUCCCCCCUGCUACCCCUUUCAUUCUCCCUUCCCCCCUGCUACCCCUUUCAUUCUCCCUUCCCCCCUGCUACCCCUUUCAUUCUCCCUUCCCCCUGCUACCCCUUUCAUUCUCCCUUCCCCCCUGCUACCCCUUUCAUUCUCCCUUCCCCCCUGCUACCCCUUUCAUUCUCCCUUCCCCCCUGCUACCCCUUUCAUUCUCCCUUCCCCCCUGCUACCCCUUUCAUUCUCCCUUCCCCCCCUGCUACCCCUUUCAUUCUCCCUUCCCCCCUGCUACCCCUUUCAUUCUCCCUUCCCCCCUGCUACCCCUUUCAUUCUCCCUUCCCCCUGCUACCCCUUUCAUUCUCCCUUCCCCCUGCUACCCCUUUCAUUCUCCCUUCCCCCCUGCUACCCCUUUCAUUCUCCCUUCCCCCCUGCUACCCCUUUCAUUCUCCCUUCCCCCCUGCUACCCCUUUCAUUCUCCCUUCCCCCCUGCUACCCCUUUCAUUCUCCCUUCCCCCUGCUACCCCUUUCAUUCCUCCCCUGCUACCCCUUUCAUUCUCCUUCCCCCCUGCUACCCCUUUCAUUCUCCCUUCCCCCUGCUACCCCUUUCAUUCUCCCUUCCCCCCUGCUACCCCUUUCAUUCUCCCUUCCCCCCUGCUACCCCUUUCAUUCUCCCUUCCCCCCUGCUACCCCUUUCAUUCUCCCUUCCCCCCUGCUACCCCUUUCAUUCUCCCUUCCCCCCUGCUACCCCUUUCAUUCUCCCUUCCCCCCUGCUACCCCUUUCAUUCUCCCUUCCCCCCUGCUACCCCUUUCAUUCUCCCUUCCCCCCUGCUACCCCUUUCAUUCUCCCUUCCCCCUGCUACCCCUUUCAUUCUCCCUUCCCCCCUGCUACCCCUUUCAUUCUCCCUUCCCCCCUGCUACCCCUUUCAUUCUCCCUUCCCCCCUGCUACCCCUUUCAUUCUCCCUUUCCCCCUGCUACCCCUUUCAUUCUCCCUUCCCCCCUGCUACCCCUUUCAUUCUCCCUUUCCCCCUUCUACCCCUUUCAUUCUCCCUUCCCCCCUGCUACCCCUUUCAUUCUCCCUUCCCCCUGCUACCCCUUUCAUUCUCCCUUCCCCCCUGCUACCCCUUUCAUUCUCCCUUCCCCCCUGCUACCCCUUUCAUUCUCCCUUCCCCCCUGCUACCCCUUUCAUUCUCCCUUCCCCCCUGCUACCCCUUUCAUUCUCCCUUCCCCCCUGCUACCCCUUUCAUUCUCCCUUUCCCCCUGCUACCCCUUUCAUUCUCCCUUCCCCCCUGCUACCCCUUUCAUUCUCCCUUCCCCCCUGCUACCCCUUUCAUUCUCCCUUCCCCCCUGCUACCCCUUUCAUUCUCCCUUUCCCCCUGCUACCCCUUUCAUUCUCCCUUCCCCCCUGCUACCCCUUUCAUUCUCCCUUCCCCCCUGCUACCCCUUUCAUUCUCCCUUCCCCCCUGCUACCCCUUUCAUUCUCCCUUUCCCCCUGCUACCCCUUUCAUUCUCCCUUCCCCCCUGCUACCCCUUUCAUUCUCCCUUCCCCCCUGCUACCCCUUUCAUUCUCCCUUCCCCCCUGCUACCCCUUUCAUUCUCCCUUCCCCCCUGCUACCCCUUUCAUUCUCCCUUUCCCCCUGCUACCCCUUUCAUUCUCCCUUCCCCCCUGCUACCCCUUUCAUUCUCCCUUCCCCCCUGCUACCCCUUUCAUUCUCCCUUUCCCCCUGCUACCCCUUUCAUUCUCCCUUCCCCCCUGCUACCCCUUUCAUUCUCCCUUCCCCCCUGCUACCCCUUUCAUUCUCCCUUCCCCCCUGCUACCCCUUUCAUUCUCCCUUCCCCCCUGCUACCCCUUUCAUUCUCCCUUCCCCCCUGCUACCCCUUUCAUUCUCCCUUCCCCCCUGCUACCCCUUUCAUUCUCCCUUCCCCCCUGCUACCCCUUUCAUUCUCCCUUCCCCCCUGCUACCCCUUUCAUUCUCCCUUCCCCCCUGCUACCCCUUUCAUUCUCCCUUCCCCCCUGCUACCCCUUUCAUUCUCCCUUUCCCCCUGCUACCCCUUUCAUUCUCCCUUCCCCCCUGCUACCCCUUUCAUUCUCCCUUCCCCCCUGCUACCCCUUUCAUUCUCCCUUCCCCCCUGCUACCCCUUUCAUUCUCCCUUUCCCCCUGCUACCCCUUUCAUUCUCCCCUGUUCAUGUCACAUUUUAUAUCAGUGCAGCUGAAGGUGAAGAAAGGCAAGGUUGCGGAGGAUGCGAAGAUUGCUGCGAAGAAAGCGAAGGUUGUUGCGAAGGAAACGAAGAGUGCUGCGAAGAAUGCGAAGAGUGUUGCGAAAGAAGCGAUCGAAACGAAGGUGGUCAAGGCGAAGAAGGAGACCAAGGAAGUGAAGAAGGAGAAGAAGGGAAAGAAGGGGACGGAGAACGAGAUUGUAGAGAAGAAAGAAAAGGAGACGAAAGAUCUUAAGAAGGGGAAAAAGGAGGAGGAGGAGAGUGAGGAGGAGGAGAGUGAGGAGGAGGAGGAAGAGAAGAAAGUGAAGAAGGAGGAGAGUAGUGCGGAGGAGGAGAGCAGUGAUGAGGAAGAGGAGGAGGAGAGUGAUGAGGAGGAGGAGGAAGAAAAGAAAGUGAAGAAGGAGGAGAGUAGUGAGGAGGAGGAGAGUAGUGAUGAGGAAGAGGAGGAGAGUGAAGAAGAGGAGGACGAAAAGAAAGCUGUGAAAAAGGAGGAAAGUAGUGAGGAGGAGAGUAGCGAUGAGGAGGAGAGUGAGGAGGAGGAAGAGAAGAAAGUUGUAAAGAAGAUAGCAGCAAAGGAGGAGGAGGAGGAGGAGGAGAGUGAAGGGGAGGAGAGUAGUGAAGAGGAGGAGAGUGAGGAGGAGGUAGAGGAAGAGAAGAAGGUUGUGAAAAAGGAAGAGAGCAGUGAGGAGGAGGAGAGCAGUGAGGAGGAGGAGGAGGAGAGUGAGGAGGAGGAAGAGGAAAUUAAGAAAGUGGUAGAAAAGGAAGAGAGCAGUGAGGAUGAGGAGAGUAGUGAGGAGGAGGAGGAGGAGGAGAGUAGUGAGGAGGAGGAAGAGGAAGUUAAGAAAGUGGUGAAAAAGGAAGAGAGCAGUGAGGAUGAGGAGAGUAGUGAAGAGGAGGAGGAGGAGGAGAGUGAGGAAGAGGAAGAGGAAGUUAAGAAAGUGGUGAAAAAGGAAGAGAGCAGUGAGGAUGAGGAGAGUAGUGAAGAGGAGGAGGAGGAGGAGAGUGAGGAAGAGGAAGAGGAAGUUAAGAAGGUGGUGAAAAAGGAAGAGAGCAGUGAGGAGGAGGAGAGUAGUGAUGAGGAGGAGAGUGAGGAGGAGGAGGAGGAGGAGGAAGUUAAGAAGGUUGUGAAGGAGGAGAGCAGUGAGGAGGAGGAAGAGAGUAGUGAUGAGGAGGAGGAGAGUGAGGAGGAGGAAGAGGAAGUGAAGAAGGUUGUGAAAAAGAAAGAGAGCAGUGAGGAGGAGAGUAGUGAGGAGGAGGAGGAGGAGGAGGAGGAGGAGGAGGAGGAGGAGGAGGAGGAGGAGGAGGAGAGUGAGGAGGAAAAGAAAGUUGUGAAAAAGGAGGAAAGCAGUGAAGAGGAGAGUAGCGACGAGGAGGAGAGCGAGGACGAAGAGAGUGAGGAGGAGAGUGAGGAGGAGAGUGAGGAGGAGGAGGAGGAGAAAGCGAAGAAGUCAAAUCUCAUGGGCAACAAGAGGAGCUUUGAUGCCAUCUCGCCAGGAUCAGGGAGCAAGCUGGGCAGCGCUGCAAGAGCGUUCCAGAGAGUGAAGGUGGAGGAGCGUUCCUCGCUCGCUCUCUCUGCAUGCUUCACCACCCAGUACCACCCUCCACCCGCUCAUCAGCUCCCUUUCUUCUCUGCCAUACCUGCUCUCCUGCGCUCCACGUUCUUCCUCCCCCCCCCCCACCCCCCCACCCUCCUUCCCCUCGCGCCCUGCGUGUGCCCUGUCUACGCGUGUGAUGUGCUAUCCCCUGCAGGUGCAAUUCAAAGAUCCCCGCCUCAUGGAUAA